Molecule: messenger RNA, 744 nt
Organism: Podarcis raffonei (Aeolian wall lizard)
Lineage: Eukaryota; Metazoa; Chordata; Lepidosauria; Squamata; Lacertidae
Exons: 3
Coding region: 58-687 (209 amino acids)
Source: RefSeq, a predicted model, not a curated record
GCUGGGAAUCCAGAUGCAUAAAAGGGCUCCCACUCUUCACGCAGAGACAUCACCCACAUGCAUCUGUGGCUGGUUUUAAUCUCUCCGGCAAGCUCCAAGGCAACAGCAGCCCUUUGCCCAGAGAGAAAACCCAGGCAGGAAGAGAGGAUGAGGGUUUCUGCAGUGGCUACCUUUGCGGUGCUUUCCGUUCAGUUUUGCACCCUGGCUCAAGUCCGUGGGAAAUGGGCUGGGAAAGGGCUGGUGGACCCAGCAGGGGCUGGAGGGGCCAAGAAGCCUCUCCACACACCCCGUGAAGGAGACAGAGAGGCGGAAGCCCAAAGGCUGCCUUCUGCCAGGUUGCGGAAGAUGGAGGCAGGAGCUGGAGCAGGUGGCAGAGCCCACAGCAGAGCGGCAAGCAAACCCCAACCGGGACAUGUCAAACAGAAGGCCAGCGGCAAGAAGCAGGUUCCCCAGCUGUCCCCUCCGAGAAGUAUGAGCCCAGGACUUCAGAACUACUUGAAAGGACAUGGGAAAUUUAACACGGAUACGUAUUCCUGCCCUGGGAUUCAGUCAAAGGCCUGCAGAAAACCCUCAGACUGUGAUGGCUGUCUGGGCCUCUACACCUGCAAGCUGCCGAGAGGGAAGUGUGACCUGAAAGCAGUUUCCCGUGAAACAGGUGGUUUCUUCCAGAAUAUCCAGAACAGAUAAAAAGACACUGAGUUCCUGUCAGACUUUUAAAAAAGGAGCUGGCAACAAACCCCAACA